ACAGUCAACUUUGCGCCUUCAUGACGUACAGUCCCCAAACACUAAAUAAAUAAAGGCCUUUUAAGGCUUACCACCCACACCAACCACCACCCAGCCCAGCCACUCACCCAACCCAGGACCCAGCAACCAGUACCCAGCCCAGACCUACGACAUGGCCAGUGCUCCUCUGAUGCUUGAGAAUCUGCUAUACAAAAAACGCAAUUUGGUUUAUGCUUUUGCCCGCCAUCGUCUGUUUCUGUUAUGCAAACAAUCGUUAUUAAGAGUGCAGUCUGCCGAGGGCAUUAAACGCAUUGAGAUCUCACCCAAGUCAAAUUUGAAGCAACUCUAUGACAGUGUCCAGAAUGCCCUGCAAGUCGAUGGAUUCGGCCUGUUCAAGGAGCGAAAUUUUCUCACAGAACUGCAGGCCAGUGGCUCCCAGCUGGUGGGAACCGCACUGAAGCAUGGCGACAUGAUAUACUUAAAACAAAUGGCUGGCACUUCAUCGCGGCGAACCAGCACCAUUGCCAUUGAUAGUCAGGUGUUCCAGGCGACUGCAGCUAGCGAAAAGCUGAUCAACAGCAAUACGAACAGCGCUCGGCCCUCCAUUAAUGUGAUCGAGGAUGAGGUGGAUCAGACCCUGACCAAAGCCGAUGGCACGAUUAAGCGCGAACGCGAUAGCAAGCUGUGCCAUCACAAUGCCAAUGGCCGCUGUGUUCAUUGCUCGCCGUUGGAACCCUAUAAUGAGGCAUAUUUGAAGGAGAAUAACAUCAAGCACCUGUCAUUUCAUUCGUAUAUACGCAAGCAGACAUCGGGCAUGGAUCAUGGCAAAUACUUUGUAUUCGAUGAUAUCAAUUGCCGCAUCAAGACCGGCUGUAGGGAACAUCCGCCAUGGCCCAAGGGCAUCUGCUCCAAGUGUCAGCCAUCGGCCAUAACCCUGAAUCGUCAGACCUAUCGCCAUGUGGACAAUGUCAUGUUCGAGAAUACCAAAAUUGUAGAGCGUUUCCUUAAUUAUUGGCGCACCACUGGCCACCAGCGUAUGGGCUAUUUGUAUGGCACAUACGAGCAGCAUACGGAUGUACCGCUCGGCAUACGCGCCACAGUGGCAGCGAUCUAUGAGCCACCGCAGGAAUCGACACGGAAUUCGAUCAAUAUGUUCCCAGAUGAGGGUGCCGACGAAGUCGAUGCUGUGGCCAAUGCGUUAGGACUGAAGAAGAUUGGUUGGAUAUUCACUGAUCUCAUCACGGAUGAUGCAACUGCGGGUACUGUCAAACAGAUUCGUGGCAUCGAGACACACUUCCUCACCGCCCAGGAGUGCAUAACAGCCGGAGAGCUGCAGAAUCGUCAUCCCAAUCCAUGUAAAUAUGCUUCAAAUGGUGUCUUUGGCUCAAAGUUUGUGACCAUUUGUGUGACGGGAGAUCAAACCAAACAAGUGCAUAUGGAGGGAUAUGCGGUGUCUGCCCAGUGCAUGGCUCUGGUCCGUGAUGAUUGUCUGAUACCCACCAAGGAGGCUCCCGAAUUGGGAUAUGUGCGUGAGUCCACAGAUAAGCAGUAUGUUCCAGAUGUCUUCUAUAAGGAAAAAGAUCAAUAUGGCAACGAGGUUCAGCGUCUGGCACGUCCUCUGCCCGUGGAAUAUCUGCUGGUGGAUGUACCCGCCUCGACGCCGGUGAAACCGCAGUACACAUUCACAAACUACGACAAGCGGCAGGCAUUCCCCAUCGAGAAUCGCUACAUUGACGGACAUUUGCAGGACUUUAGUGCCCUGAGCGGCUAUCUGUCCGCCUGGGGCGAGGAGGAGUUCCUCGAGGCCAUGUCCGACUUUCAUUUACUCGUCUAUCUGUACAAAAUGGACAUGCUCCCGCUGCGCCAGCACAUGUCAGCGCUGCUGGAGGCGGUGCGCACCAAGAACCCCAAUCGGGCGGCCGACUUCAAGGGCGAGGAAGUGUGGAAGCAGCUCGAGUCGCUCAUUCAGGCCAGUUCCGGCGGAAGUGGUGGCACCACCAGCUAUCCCAGCGGUGGCGGAGCGGCCAGUGCCGGCGGUGCGGCUAACGCAGAUGCUAUGGAUCUUGAUGAGAACACCUGGACGUGCAACCACUGCACAUUCAUCAAUCGCGGCGACCUGCAAUCCUGCGAAAUCUGCUCGCUACCAAGAUAAGGAUCCAACCCCUCCCCCGACCUUUCCAACCGCAUCCUGGAUGAAUUCUUCUAAAUUAUUGAGUAAAACGAACUAAAGAUUCAAUCACACACAAGAUACACAACAGCUCGUCGAUAUGUCGCGCAUUCUCUAUAUAUAUGUAAACGUCGUGUAAUUUUAAAAAAUAAAUAAAAAAAUUACGAUGGAUGGAAAUAUUAAAUUUAUUUUUGAAUAAAUUUCAAUUAUUGCGCAGACGCCAAGUGUUUACUUUAUUUUCCGUGAAAAGUAAAACACAACUUUUGUUAUUUUUUGUAAUUCAUUUAAUGAUUUUAUUCGGUGCUCCAGUGCUUCGAAAGCGGGUCAUCUUCAGUUUCCAAAGCAGAGAUCAGCAGAGAUAUGAAAAUUAUAUAUUACAUUUUAUUAGAUAGUUAAACAUUUUUUAGAUCUGAAACUAAACAAAAUCCUACGUCCAGUCCGGUCUUUAAAUAAUGAUUUUGUUAAACCUUAGAAGCGGGUCCUACCAUUCCAAAUUUGCCAAAAAAUUUUGUAUAUAUUUCUAACAAGAAUCUAAUUUUCUUGUUUCGACCGAUUUUGCUUAGGUUUAAAAUCGGUUUAAUGAUCAAUUCUCCUGAGUUUUACUUUUAUUUUUAAUCGGUUUAGUCUCCGUAGUUGUUGAUUUUCGUACUACCUUUCGUACUAUUGCUUUGUAGGUUGAAGUAAUGUUUUCAAUAGACAAUAGAAGCUUUAGUAGAUCCUUCAAAACCAUUAUGCCGAUGAGCCGAAAACUGUAUAGAUUAAUUUUUUCAGUUCCGUUCUUCUAAUUUUUUACUGUCUGUAUGUUAUUCCAGUUGAUCCCUUACACUACUCCAUCAUUACUGUUUAUCUAUAAGCUCUACAGUGUUAAGGUACUAAUCCACGUAAUUCAAUGAUUGUCCAAUUCGCAACCAGAUUUUAAAUAAAGCAAAUAAAAACAA
Drosophila obscura is the source of this 3084-nucleotide messenger RNA. RefSeq names its product nuclear protein localization protein 4 homolog (gene Npl4). The coding region runs from base 152 to 2131 and encodes 659 amino acids. The record is from RefSeq and is a predicted model, not a curated record. Gene Ontology annotation, molecular function: ubiquitin binding; ubiquitin protein ligase binding. Lineage: Eukaryota; Metazoa; Arthropoda; Insecta; Diptera; Drosophilidae. Gene Ontology annotation, biological process: ubiquitin-dependent protein catabolic process. Gene Ontology annotation, cellular component: nucleus. The transcript is spliced from 8 exons.